Diachasmimorpha longicaudata is the source of this 1588-nucleotide messenger RNA. RefSeq names its product juvenile hormone acid O-methyltransferase-like. Gene Ontology annotation, molecular function: S-adenosylmethionine-dependent methyltransferase activity. The transcript is spliced from 4 exons. The record is from RefSeq and is a predicted model, not a curated record. Bases 357 to 1196 code for a protein of 279 amino acids. Lineage: Eukaryota; Metazoa; Arthropoda; Insecta; Hymenoptera; Braconidae.
AGAUGUACCUUUUUCAUAUUAUCUCUUAUCUCCCGUGUUAUUCGGUUGACGGCAUUUAGGAAAAGACGUCAAGGGGUCCGAGUUGUAAGACCCAAUGUAAGACGUCAGGGGUCCGGGUUCAAAAAUAAAAAUAAAAAUCAUAAGAAUGGAAGAGUCGACGAGAGGUGGAAAUUAGUAGCGCAUAAAUACAGCCGCCCGGAAUAUGAUGGUCUCAUUGUCCGUUGUGAGAGCGGCUCUCAAAUUAUUGAAUAUCAUUAAAUAUCUCGACAUUUUGAUUUUGCUAAUAAACUCAGUGGGCUUCUACAGUCUUUUUAUAUUAUUCAAAUUUAUUGAACUAUUCAAAGUAUUUGACUACCAUGAACAGUACAGAAAAGUAUACGGAGUCGAGUGACAUGCAGAGGCGAGAUGCCCGUGAAGUGAUUGAAGAAUUCACUGACGAGUUGGGAAAAAUGCAGGGUAGAUGUAUUGAUAUUGGCUGUGGUCCGGGUAAUGUCACCAAGGAACUGAUACUCCCCAAACUGGGGGACAAUGCUACUAUUGUUGGUGCUGAUAUUUCCGAAGAAAUGCUCAUUUUCGCGAGAAAUAAAUAUAAAAAUGAAGGGCGUAUGUCCUUCAUUCACAUGGACAUAGAAUCCAAAGAUUUUGCAAAGCAACAAGUGGGAUAUUAUGAUAACGUUUUGUCCUUCUACUGUCUCCAUUGGUGCCAGAACAUGAGGCGCACUACUGAAAAUAUUUAUAAACUUCUUCGACCAGGAGGUCGAGGUCUCGUAAUGUUUCUAUCUUACAACAAUGGCUUCGACGCCUACAUGAAACUCCAGAAGAAUCCCCGAUACCAGCCCUACAUGGAGGAUGUUGGAAAGUAUAUUCCACCCUAUCACAGCUGCCCGAAUCCAAGAGCAACUAUGAAGAAAACACUCGAGGAAGUUGGCUUCGAGGUACUGCACUGCAGUAAUAGGGAGAAAACCUUCGUAUUUGAGAGCUUGGAAAUUCUGCAAAAUCAUAUUCUUGCAGUGAAUCCCUUCCUGAACCGCAUCCCAGAUAAUCUCAAAGACGACUACAAAGAAGAAGUGACUAAAGAAAUAGCCAAAAAUAAAAUUCUCUUUGAAAGAAAAAAUGGUAAGUCAAACAGCUACAGCGUCCUCGACAGAUACGGCCUGCUGAUAGCGUACUUCCGAAAGCCACCAAAUGCCCAAUGAGAUCAGAGGGGGAACCAGACUUCUCAGUCCAUAGCUUUAUUAUUCCCACUUUAGAAGUCAAGGAAUUAUUUAUUAUGGUUGAAGUAAACCUUUGGUGUUAAGUGCAGGUGCACUUGUUGAAUUUCCCAAAUAUUUUAUCCAUUUAUAUUUAUAUCGCUGUUGUGGAGUCAAAAUGGCAUAGAUAGGGUGCAUGAACACAGCUAUUAUACCUUAUUAGCUCCACCACAACGAUAUAAUACCGAUAAUUGUUUAUAAAAAAAAAUAUAAAAUAUCGUCACAUGUAAACAAAUUUAUGAGUGAGAUUGUUACAGCUCAAAGUCGAUAUUGUUUACGAUUGAUUAAUAAAAUAUGGAAAAACGUUACUGGUCAUUAACUCUCUCCAAUUACCGAUC